This is a messenger RNA of Verticillium alfalfae VaMs.102, 1242 nucleotides long. Its product is annotated as DNA primase large subunit. The transcript has 4 exons. Gene Ontology annotation, cellular component: alpha DNA polymerase:primase complex. The record is from RefSeq and is a predicted model, not a curated record. NCBI's taxonomy places the organism in Eukaryota, Fungi, Ascomycota, Sordariomycetes, Glomerellales, Plectosphaerellaceae. Gene Ontology annotation, biological process: DNA replication, synthesis of primer. The coding region runs from base 1 to 1242 and encodes 413 amino acids.
AUGUUCCGACCAGAUCACAACCGCAUCGAUGCCAAAAGGCGAAACAUUGGCGAUCAUCGCAAGAAGCAGUUCGCCGAGGCUUCCCACAAGGAGCAAAAAUACCCCCAUCGCCUCAACUUCUACGCCGAUCCACCCACGGCCGACAUCACUCUGGAGCAGUUUGAACAAUGGGCUAUCGACAGACUACGAAUCCUGGCCGAGCUUGAGGCAUGCUCCUUUCGCAACAAGCCCCCCGCCGAGGUUGCCUCCCACAUGAAGCCCCUCCUCGACAAGCUCCUCCCCCUCGAGUCGUCCUCCUCGCAGUCGAGUCAGCUGUUCGCCCAGCGACAAAAGGACCACUACAGCCACUUUAUCCUGCGUCUGGCCUUUGCCUCGACCGAAGACCUGCGCCGCCGCUUCUCCCGAGUCGAGACGAUGCUGUUCCGCCUGCGCUUCAACUCGGACGACCUCGCCGACCGGAGCGCCUUUGUGGCCGGCCUCGAGCUCGACUGGUGGGAGACGGUCACGGAAGACGAGCGUGCCGCGCUCUCGUCCGAGCUCGCCGCCAUGAUGCCCGCACGCGCCAAGGCGAGCGGCAGCCACAACCCUGAGGACGAGACGUGGUUCAAGGUCGACUGGGCCCGCGUGCCCGAGCUCGUCGAGCAGAGGCGCGUGCUCCUGCGCGCCGGCAAGGCCUACGUGCCGGCGCGCGAGCAGGCGAGCAUGGUGCUCGGCGAGUUCACCCAGCGCCUCGAGAAGCAGCUCGAGCUCACGGCGCGCGCCCUGCCGCGUCUCGACGAGGACGACCGCCUGACGCCCAUCCUCGACCACCUCUCCAAGAACUUCAUCACGCCCGACUCGGCCUACCUCUCGGGCACGACGUCGGCGGCCGGCCUCGGCGCCGACAUGUCGGCCCGCAACAAGAUCCUGACCGAGCACCCGCCCGGCCCCGGCGAGGCUCACGGCUGCCCCUACCGCCACUUUGACCUCGAGAACCUCAACGCCCUCAUGGGCGGCAUGGGCGUCACCGAGCGGGGUGUUCUGCAGGGUGUCAGGGAGGACAAGGAGGGCCAGAGGUUUCACAUGGCGUCGUCUUCGAGCACCUCCACAAGCAGGAAAUCAAAAAGGCAAAGGACGACAGCGUCUUUCACGUCAGCCCAGCUCGAGACGAUCGUGCACCCGAACGAGUACUUCAAGAGGAGCUACCUGCUGAAGAACCUCGACAAGGCGCGGCAGGCGGACGUCAAGAUGGAGGGCGCCUAG